Funneliformis geosporum is the source of this 825-nucleotide messenger RNA. The record is from the annotation of a GenBank genome assembly. NCBI's taxonomy places the organism in Eukaryota, Fungi, Glomeromycota, Glomeromycetes, Glomerales, Glomeraceae.
AUGGUUGUUGACUGCGGUGGAGGCACAGUAGACGUAACAACACGUGAACUAUUGGAAGACAACAAAUUUAGCGAAAAAACGGUUCAUGGAGAAGAUUAUUGCGGAUCAUCCUUUGUAGACCAGGAAUUCCUAAGUUAUAUUGGUAAAAUAACAGGACCAUUCGCAAUUGAACUAAUGAAAGAACAUCAUUAUGCUCAAUUACAAUAUAUCGUACAAGAAUUUUGUAGACUUGCAAAAUUUAAAUUUACGGGAGAAGAAACUGGAUUUGAACCUUACGGAAUUAUAAACUUGAUUAAAGGACAAUUGGGUCAAAUUGAAAACGAUUGCUCAGCUAUGUUCCUAGUUGGAGGAUUUAGCGAAUCUAAAUAUUUACAAGCUAGGAUUAAAAAAACUGGUCUAGGAUAUCACAAACUGCUCAAUGUUAUUGGUGCAAUGGAUGGAGUACAUAUACCUAUUCAUCAACCUUCCAAGAUGGUGCACGCUAUAUCAAUCGCGAAAGUUUUCAUUCUAUCAACCUUCUCGGAAUUGUUGAUCAUCAGGGACGUUUUACCUAUAUACAUGCUGGAGAAGCAGGCUAGAAGUGUACAUGAUGCGAGAGUGUUUUAUCGUUCUUCACUUUAUCAUGAAAUUUCAUUGCAUUCUGAACAAUGGGUUCCAGGUGAAACUUAUAUUAUUGCAGAUGCAGCAUAUCCUCUCCGAACAUAUUUAAUAAAAGCAUUUCCUAAUUAUUAUAUGGGAACUAAUCGAGAACGCCACUUUAAUAAAAUUCUUUCUUCAAUGCGAAUGGUUAUUGAACGAGCAUUUGGACAUUUAAAGGAAAGGUAG